Staurois parvus is the source of this 270-nucleotide messenger RNA. Lineage: Eukaryota; Metazoa; Chordata; Amphibia; Anura; Ranidae. The record is from the annotation of a GenBank genome assembly.
CCCCUGACCUCUGCCCUGCCAGCAGUGACCCCUGUCCUCUGCCCUGCCAACACAGUGACCCCUGUCCUCUGCCCUGCCAGCAGUGACCCCUGUCCUCUGCCCUGCCAGCAGGGACCCCUGUCCUCUGCCCUGCCAGCAGUGACCCCUGUCCUCUGCCCUGCCAACAGUGACCCCUGUCCUCUGCCCUGCCAACAGUGACCCCUGUCCUCUGCCCUGCCAACAGUGACCCCUGUCCUCUGCCCUGCCAACAGUGACACCUGUCCUCUGCCC